Molecule: messenger RNA, 1097 nt
Organism: Mollisia scopiformis
Lineage: Eukaryota; Fungi; Ascomycota; Leotiomycetes; Helotiales; Mollisiaceae
Exons: 3
Coding region: 208-981 (257 amino acids)
Source: RefSeq, a predicted model, not a curated record
AUCAGCGUAUGCCUUACCUGCAAGAUCGGGCGCAACAAUUGCAUCACUGAUGUGCAGGAUGAUAACAACGAGGCAGGCAACUACAGAAUCCCCUACCCGGCAUCGGAGUCCCGUUACCACGGGGUUCACCUGCUGAUCAAGCCCCCCUAUCUCCAGCGAGAUUGACGUUGGUUUUGGUGCUCAUGACCGAUCUGAUGAGGGGAAGGAAUGUCUCCAACAGAGGUUAUAAGAAGCUCAAACAUCUCCUCUGGUUUUACCAUCUUCAAUCUUCAUCUCUUUCUUAAAGAAGUCAUCUCAAAUUUCAGCUUGCUCAAUUCAAUUCAAUUGUUAUUCUUUGCGAUAUCAUAUCAUUGGCUUCUGCAUAUUUGCCACUUGCACCUGCUUCAUUUUCUCCCACGAUCAAGAAACACCGCCAAUCUGUCUUCGUUAUUACUGAGCCUCAUUGUUCGCCCCCAAUUGCCAGCCUAUUCUCUCUGGCCCUUCCGACUCCAACCAUUCAACAUGGCGAUCCCAGACCACAACAACACUGACUCCACCCACCACUACGAAGAAUCCAUCGAUCAAUGGAUCUGCUCCCAAUGCUUCAAAACCGUCUCCCCAACCCGUCCUCCUGUAUUCAACCCCGAAAAUUGCUCCUGCGUUGAAGCAGGUGGCGGCGGUCCCGUCUCCCAACCUAGAACGGAGGAACAGCCAUUGUACGGCUACGACAAUACCAUGAAUCAACCAUCCUACGCUUCAUCCGUAGUCUCCUUCACAGGUCCCGAGGGCCCAGAGAGAGAAAACCCAAACAUGCAAAUCACGAACAACUACCUCCCCCUCGGCCCAGACACAGGAUUAAACGAGACCCAACAUCGUCGCUCGGCGAGCUUCGAAUCCGACAUGUCGUACCAGAUGCGGCGAUUCCUCGUCGAGGAAGGGUACGUGAAUGAGGAGCACCGGUUCCUGCAGUGGGGUGGAAGAGUUGGGGUGCGGGGGAUUUGACUGUUAAUGUUGGGGCUUGGAUGGAGGAUUUUGGGGGCGGGUAUGGAGAUGUAGGGAGGGGAGAGGGUGAGUAUCCGUUGGUUAUGAGUGGGGUUACAGAGUGUGAUGGGGGGAAU